GUGGCCCUACAUCCCAACAACAACAACAACAACAAUAAGACGCCAAAAAUUUUGUGCUGAAUAUUUUGCCUUGAAAACUUUAAAUUAAAGCUUGAGCUGUGAAUGUGGCGACGUUCAAGCUUUAUUUAAGCUUUACUUAAGCUUUAAUAAGGGAGAAGAAGAGGAAUAUUUGCGGAGGCGUGGUCGGACACUAAGGCAUUGAGAAGAUGGUCCCCAGACCCACUAACAGAUAACAAAUGAAGGAAUGUGCACGCAAAAAAAGGAAUCAGGUUUAAAAUAUAAUUACAGCCUCUCUUCACUUAGUGACAUACAGUAGUUUUCAUAUCCGUUUGAAAAAGCCUGAUGAAAACCCGAAUUGUACGAAAACUGAAGCAAUAUUUCCCAUACGAAAUAUUGUAAAUCCAAUUAAUCCAUUCCAGACACCCAAAAAUAUUAGCAAAAAAUACAUUUUAUAGAGAAUUACUAUAGUUUUACAUACAAACUAGAUCAUACGAAAACCGAGUUUCCACUGUACUGUACUUGUUUACUGAUGGCUCAGAUUUACAAUGGGCUCUCUGACCAGUAUGCAUACCUAAAUACUAAUGUAUAUUAGAGCUGAUUUCUUCUAUUCUGUUUAUUGCAAUACAGCCUCUCCUCAUUUAACGACGGAGUUCUGUUCCUAAGGCACAUCAGUAAACGAAUUUGUUGCUAUGCAAGGAGCAUACUACAUUUAAUGGUACAGUGGACCCUCGGGUAACAGCGUCAUUGGCUAAUGAGAAAAUUGGAUAGCGCCACAUUUUUGCGUCAAAAUAUUGGCUAACACCCAAGAACUCGGUUAAGGACAUUCAUCCCAAACGUGUCAGCGCAGCCCGAGCCGCCCGGACACUCCAUGUACAGCCAGUGUGCCAUUGUUUACAAGCCAGAGAGGAUGAUUCCACGCAUACAUGUGAUAUAUUUUGCAUUAUUUCAUUGUUUUUAGUGCUUGUAACUGCUAAAUAAGCCACCAUGGGACCAAAGAAAGCUUCUAGUGCCAACCCUGUGGUAAAGAGGGUGAGGUGUACCAUUGAACUGAAGAAAGAGAUCGUCGCAAAAUACGAAAGUGGACUGCGUGUCUCCGACCUGGCCAGGUUAUAUAAGAAACCCCAAUCAACCGUCACUACUAUCUUGGCCAACAAAGAGGCAAUCAAGGAAGCUGUUGUUGCAAAAGGUGCAAGUAUACUUUCAAAACAGAGAUCGCAAGUACUCGAAUAUGUGGAGAGACUGUUGCUGGUGUGGAUCGACAAGAAACAAUCAUCAGGAGAUAGUGUUUCUCAGCCAAUAAUAUGUGAGAAGGCAAGGCAGUUGCAUGAGGAUCUCAUUAAGAAAAUGCCUGAAACUAGUGCUGAUGUCAAUGAAUUUAAAGCCAGCAAAGGCUGGUUUGAGAGAUUUAAGAAUCGUAGUGGCAUACACAAUGUGAUAAGGCAUCGUAAGGCUGCCAGUUAUGACAAAAAAGCGGCUGAAAAAUAUGUGCAGGACUUUAAGGGGUACAUAGAGGCUGAAAAAUUAAAACCCCAACAAGUGUUCAGUUGUGACGAAACAGACCUCUUUUUGAAGAAAAUGCCAAAGAGGACCUACAUGAUGCUGGAGGAAAAGGCACUGCCAGGACACAAGCCUAUGACAGGUUCACAACCGUCUGGCCAGGAGGAAAAGAAGUCUCCAGUGGUUAUCUGCCUUGACUUACCAGAUGAAUCUUGCACCAUCUACAAAGAAAUUAGCAACGUUCCUGAAAACUCCCAGAAGAAAAUGAGAAACGAAGAGUCCAUGGGCGGUGAUGUCUCGGAGACCCAGAAACUUGACGUUUCGAUUAAAGCAAAGGAGGGUGUGUGGCGCUCAGGCCGGGUGAGAAAGAGAUCUUCGAAGCUCGCUGACUUUGCAUCGACAGCGGAAGUUGACGUUCUCUUCCGGCAGUAUUCCGAUGGGCCAGGAAGCUUGCACAACGACUCAAAUAAAGUUGACACUCAGGACAGUAUGGUGAACAACACUGAUGAUGACGUCAUUGAUGUAAAAGAUGAGCCAUUAAAAGAAGAAGUGCUGCCGGAAAAUAACGAUAUUUGCUAUGAACUUGCUGAUGCAGAAUCCACUGAAGAUCCGCCAUCUGUUGUGGGCGACGACGACUCCAGCAACUUGUCAUUGGUGACAUCUGUCGGCACUCAGGAACACUCCGAUUGUCUGCCGCCUCUACCCGCCGCAUGCAGUGGUGUUUCCGAAGCUACCAGCUGUCAGCCUACAACAGUCGGAGUCACGCAAACAGGUGUUCCUUCAGAUGCCAGGAGAAAAAUGGACACCCCAUCCACCAGCAAAAAUGAAAAUCCACCGCAGAAAUAUUUGACAUCAACGCAGACAAUAGACAUAUGCAGGAGACUGGAGCAAGGUGAAGAUACUAGUGUUCUGAUGAAGGAGUACAAGAUUGGAGCAUUACCCUUACGUUCUAUUCGCUCUGAAAAAGAUCGACUACUAAAGUUCUUCACUGAUUCAUUGUCUUACAAUGGUUCAGCAUCUCACCAGUUUCAGGUGUCUGGCAAGGGUUCGGAAACUAACAAAGGCUCGGUAUCUAACAAAGGUUCAACACCUGACAAAGUCACAAUGUCUGAUAAAGGUUCAGAAUCUAAUAAAAAUUUGGUGUUUUAUGAAGGUUCAACAUCCAACAAACGUUCAAGGUUUGAUAAAGACUCAGUGUCUAACAAAGGUUCAAUGUCACACAGUGGUUCAAUGUAUCACAAAGGUACUGUAUUAAAAAAAGGCUCAAUAUCUGACAAAGGUUUUGUGUUGAAUAGAGAUUCAGUAUGUAAUAGGGGUUCUAUAUUUGGCAAAGGUUUGAUGUUUAACAAAGAGUCAGCGUCCGACAAAGGUUCCUCAUCUAACAAAGGCGUUGAUAAGAGGAAACUUAUACCAAAGCGUAAAUUGGAAGUCUUGGACGCGGUGCUUUACGAGUGGUUGAAACUGAAAUGGCUGGCAGGUGUCCAAGUGUCUCGACCAACUCUCUCUGAAAAGGCAAACGAUUUUUAUAAGAAGUUGAAUGUUACUAAUCAGUUUUUGCUAUCUGAAAAGUGGUUGUCUCAUUUCAUAACCCGUCAUGGGGUCAGGCUGGACGAAUGUGACGAACAGAACACAGACAGUCAUGAAACUGCUGAAACAUGCUCGGAAAUUUUUGCUAGCCUUGUUGAAGAGCAUGAUUUAUCACCUGAACAGAUUUAUAAUGCCAAAGAGAUGCAUUUGUUCUGGCGUUGCCUCCCUGCUUCUGUGCUUGUAGGUUUAGGUGAAUCCAGCGCAAUGGCAGCCAGGCGGAAUAAGGACAGUCUGAUGGUGUUAACCUGUGCUAAUGCGGCAGGCACCCAUAGGUUAAAAUUACUUGUUGUGGGUAAAUGUAGCAACCCUAGAGCUAUUAAACAUGUGACCCAUCUACCGGUGGUUUACAAAGCUCAAAGCAAUUCAUGGUUGGACAAGGAAAACUUUCAAGAUUGGUUUUAUCAUCAUUUUGAACCAGAGGUAAAACAGCAUUUCAAAAAAAUUGGUUUACCUCAAGCCAGCAAAGCUAUUCUUAUAUUGGAUAAUUGCAGAGCCGACCCUAAUGAAUUUGAGUUAGUUUCUGGCAAUAUUUUCACCACUUAUCUUCCUUCUAAUGUUACAUCUCUAAUUCAGCCCAUGGAGCAAGGCGUUAUCCAGACUAUAAAGUCGAACUACAGAAGAGACUUCCUUAGAAAACUCGCUCAUUUCCACGGUAGUAUACAGGACUUUCAAGCAGCUUAUAGCAUGAAAGAUGCAAUCUACAGUGUAGCGUGUGCCUGGAAUGAUAUUAAGAGCUUCACUUUAAGAAAAGCCUGGAUCAAAUUGUGGCCUAAUGUUAUGUUUGACGUGUCAUCUGAGGAGGAAGAUUUUGAAGGGUUUGGAUUACAGGCAAAGAAAUCGGUAUUCUCCAUUUUGGAUGUUUUUAAAAAUGCACUGCCUCCCAGUGCAGUUGCCAGUUUACAUGAAGACGAUUUCCAGGAAUGGCUGGAUGCUGACCAAACUGCCGAAUUGACUCGGGAAGUGACUGAUGAUGAUAUCAUUCAGAGUGUUUUAAAUCCAGUUCAUGAAACGAGUGAAGAAGAAGAUUAUGAAGUGCAAAGAGUGAUAACCUGGGCUAAAGCUAUUGAAAACCUAAAAGAACUCAUUGAAUUUACUGAAAGUAAGGCAUGUUUUUCUGCACAGGAAGUUAUGUUAUUCCAUAGAUUACACUCGACAUUUCUUCAAAAAAGGCACAGUAGUACCAUCCAAGAAGAUAUCAGAGAUUUCUUCAAAAAGGCCUCAAAAAAUUAUCAAAAAACAUGCUCAUUAAUUGAGAUGGAUGAACCACUGACCCUGACAAAUUCCUCGACUGAAGUUGAAACAGAAAAAGCACCUAGCAGUCCGCCAGUGCCAGAGUCAACUUAACCCUUAAAUGGUCCAAACGUAUAUAUAUGUUUUUUCAACAUCUGAUAGUAUGUAAAAAAAUGUCGAUCUUGUUUUUUUUUUUGUUUUACAUGUGAAAACGUGUAAAAAAAACUUUUAUCUACUUUUUUUUGUUAUAUUUGAAAAUAUGUAAAAAAAGUAGAUCUACUUUUGUAGCUACGAAUUUGAACGUCGAUUUGUUUGGACCGUUUAAGGGUUAAUCUACAAACUUGUGCCAUAAAUUUUUAACUGAACAUAAAUCUAGAAACUGUUGUAUUAAUGUUGGUAGUAUUACCAACAUUAUGUUAGGUAAAAGGCCACAAGUGCGACUAAUGUGACAUAUUAUUAGGUCAAUGUUUUGCUCUCCAGGAGCAUUGACAAAGCUCCUGGAGAGUGAAACAUUACCACAAUAAAAUGUCAUAUUAGUUGCACUUGUGGCCUUUUACCAAACCAGAAACUGUUAUUUCAGAAUAUUUAGUUAACUAAGAGAUCUGUAUUUAACAUAGCCUAUAUAUUUUAUAUUUUGGAUACAUAAACCUUUUUAUGUGGGUGACUUGAUAGUGGGGAAAGGCUCUUGAUCUUAGGAAUUGGAGUUAUUUUCUCCAUGUCACUGAUGCCCUAUAACCUCCCUGGAGGCUUGGCACUGCCCAUGAUUAUAAUUGCAGAUUAACCCUUAAACUGUCCAAACAUAGAUCUACGUUCACGUGCGUAGCGCUCCGAACGUAGAUCUACGUUUUAUUUUAAACGCUUUCUUACGUAAAAAAAAAAAACGUAAUUUACAUUCAGAGCGCUAUGUACAUGAACGUAGAUCUACACUUGGACAGUUUAAAGGUUAAGAAUACAAUAAAGCUAUCUGCAGUAUACAAAAUGGUAACAUUAUAUUUUUUGUUGUUAACACAUCAGCCGUCUCCCACCAAGGUAGGGUGGCCCGAAAAAAAAUAAGUUGAAUGAAUGAUGGUUUUUCUUUUCAGGCCGCCCUACCUUGUCGGUAUUGUAUGCCAUUCUUGUACAACUACCAUUUUGUGUACUGUUAAUAAAAUGUUGUUAAGUACAAACAAAACACUAACAUAAAUGUGCAUUUCAGGCAGACUAAUCUUAAUGCAUCUUAGCGAUACCCAAAGCGUAGUUUCGUGGAUCCUCAUAUUUCAGGAUCCUUCAUUAUGUUCAAAAUACUGUACGUAGAGCAGGUCAUCAAGUAUGUGUUGAUUGGUUAUUGAGCAUGCAACACGACUCAAAAAAAUGUAAUGAGUACUUGUUAGUGGUAAAUGAUAACCCAUCAUAGAUACAGAAACUCAGAAAAAUAAUUGGUCUGUAUAAUUUGACUUGCUGGGGUCCCUUCAACUGAAGAGGACCCCAGCAAGGGGUCAAAAUAUUUUUUUGAGUUUCUGUAUCCAUGUGGGUUAAUGACCAUCCAAUAAAAUACUGUUCUAGCUAAUUCCUGAACUGAUACUGCUCUAAAAUGAAUUGUGCAAAAAAUAGGGGCCUAUGAAAGUUAUGUCAUUAGAUUUUUUUAAAAAAUCCAGGCCUUGUCCACUGAAGGAACUCAAAAAUUUAUGAUUCUUUUGUAGUAGCUUUGCAGAUUGGUGUAAAUACAGUAAUUGGCAAGAAAUAUAAGUGAGCAAAAUAUUUUGUGUUAGUGCAAUGAUUUUAGCAUUUUUGUAAAUCAUUUUUUAUAGUAUCAAGAAUAUACAUUAUAAUGUAAAUCUGUAAGUCUUAAGAAAAUAGGUUUAAGGCACACUUAUUUUUUUAUAUGUAUAGUUUAAGAUUCUUGGCAUUUUUACGAGGUUAAGUUUUAAUUUUUUUGAUAAUAUACAUUACAGGUAUCCUGUAAAUCUAUAAACAUUACAUCCCUCAAGGGAGGGUCCUUAAUGCUAGUGAGGGGCUCUUGAUCCAAGGAAUUGAAGUUAUCCUCCCAUUCCUUGGAUCAAACCCAAUUACCUCUCAUUUUCCAGGCACCAUAUCACAUCUACAUGGUUAGCUCCUGAAUGCAUUACUAGUAAUAAUAAUGUAAUGUAAAUAUACAAUAAAAGUAGA
This is a messenger RNA of Cherax quadricarinatus, 6459 nucleotides long. Lineage: Eukaryota; Metazoa; Arthropoda; Malacostraca; Decapoda; Parastacidae. The record is from RefSeq and is a predicted model, not a curated record.